Messenger RNA from Oncorhynchus masou masou (cherry salmon), 7037 nucleotides. It is a transcript of the gene foxp1b, whose product is annotated as forkhead box P1b. Gene Ontology annotation, biological process: regulation of transcription by RNA polymerase II. Lineage: Eukaryota; Metazoa; Chordata; Actinopteri; Salmoniformes; Salmonidae. Gene Ontology annotation, molecular function: DNA-binding transcription repressor activity, RNA polymerase II-specific; RNA polymerase II cis-regulatory region sequence-specific DNA binding. The transcript is spliced from 20 exons. The record is from RefSeq and is a predicted model, not a curated record. Bases 504 to 2540 code for a protein of 678 amino acids. Gene Ontology annotation, cellular component: nucleus.
UUUAUAGCGCAUUAAAUUGUAUUAACAUUAGAAGGUGCUCGCUCUCGUAUUUGAGACAGACGGUGUUGUGAAACUCUAGAUUAUUCUCCCUGUAACGGCGCUCUCCGUGAAUGCAGCAGAGAUAUCUUCUUGUAGUUAAAGUUAGUCCCCCCAAGCGGAGUAAUAUUGUUAGUAUUUACAGUGUGGUUGUUGCAUGCUUUCUUGGUACACAAGAUCGCGUGUACAGUUCAUUAUCUCUAGCACAGAAUUGUCUACUGCGUCCACCUACCAUUGUCGAUUCCGUGUCAUCUGUGAACUGCUGAUGAUCCCGCCUCCAAAGAACCUAAGCUGAAUUCUCAUUGGAAGAAUGGAGCGCCAGUCUUUCCUACACGAGUGAACACACCAAGAGACUCCAGUGGUGACCCCCUUUGGAGACAGAAAUCAAAGGCACGGAGGCUGAAGUCACUAAGCUGGAACUGAAGAUUGCUUUAAACAAGCAAGUCCUUCUAGAAGGUUUUGAAGUCAUGAUGCAAGAAUCUGGGACGGAGGCGACAAGCAACGGUCCGGCCAAUCAGAACGGAGCAGCGAGCGUGGAGGGCGGAGCCAGGGACGCGAGGCCCGGGAGCGUGACGACCCCGUCGGCAGCUGACCUGAUCCAUCUCCAGCAGCACCAGGCUCUCCAAGUGGCUCGACAGAUCCUUCUACAACAACAACAACAACAACAACAACAGCUGCAGCCUCAGCAAGGCACCGGUCUAAAAUCCCCCAAAGGCAGUGAGAAGCAGCCAAGUCUACAGGUUCCAGUCUCAGUGGCUAUGAUGACACCCCAGGUAAUAACUCCCCAGCGGAUGCAGCAGAUCCUCCAGCAGCAGGUGCUGAGCCCUCAGCAGCUCCAGGUGCUCCUGCAACAGCAGCAGGCACUCAUGUUACAACAGCAGCAACUCCAAGAGUUCUACAAGAAGCAGCAGGAACAGCUCCACCUCCAGCUCCUCCAGCAGCAGCAUGCGGGAACGCAGAGUAAAGAGCAGCAGCAGCAGGCCCAGCGUUUGGCCUUCCAGCAGCAGCUCAUGCAGGUCCAACAGCUCCAGCAGCAGCACCUGCUCAACCUCCAGAGACAAGGCCUGCUCACCAUCCAGCCUGGACAGACCACCUUGCCCCUGCACUCGCUCACUCAGGGCAUGAUUCCAGCGGAGCUUCAGCAGCUGUGGAAGGAGGUGACGAACGUGAAGGAAGAGAACAGCAGCAGCAACAACAACAGCCACCGCGGCCUGGACCUGUCCUCGCCACAACCCCCCAAGAACCCCCUCCUCAACCAACACGCCUCCACCAACGGACAGUACAUGAGCCACUCUCUGAAGAGAGAAGGAUCAACGCUAGAUGACCACCACCACUCUCACCACAGUCACCCGCUCUAUGGGCAUGGGGUUUGCAAGUGGCCUGGAUGCGAGGCGGUAUUUGAGGACUUCCAGUCAUUCCUAAAGCAUCUCAACAAUGAGCACGCCCUGGACGACAGGAGCACAGCCCAAUGUCGGGUGCAAAUGCAGGUCGUACAGCAGCUGGAACUACAGCUAGCGAAAGACAAAGAGCGUCUGCAAGCCAUGAUGACGCAUCUCCACGUCAAAUCCACUGAGCCCAAACCGACCCCACAGCCACUCAACCUGGUGUCCAACGUCACCUUAUCCAAAACAGCCCCCCCUGAGGCCUCGCCCCCUCUGAGCCUGCCCCAGACCCCAACCACCCCCACGGCCCCCCUGACUCCCCUGUCCCAGGCCUACUCCGUCAUCACCCCCAACAGCCUCCACCACAGCGUGGGCCCCAUGCGCCGGCGCUACUCUGACAAGUACAACAUGCCCAUUUCCCCAGGCUGUGUUUGCUCCCUUUGUACAGAUAUUGUCCAGAACAAAGAGUUCUACAUGAAUGCUGAAGUCAGACCUCCCUUCACAUAUGCCUCACUUAUACGCCAGGCUAUCCUUGAAUCACCGGAAAAGCAGCUAACACUAAAUGAAAUUUACAACUGGUUCACACGAAUGUUUGCAUAUUUCAGGCGCAACGCCGCAACAUGGAAGAACGCAGUCCGGCAUAAUCUUAGUCUUCACAAGUGUUUUGUGCGAGUAGAAAACGUUAAAGGGGCUGUGUGGACAGUGGAUGAACUAGAGUUCCAAAAGAGAAGGCCACAAAAGAUCAGUGGUCCAGCAUUAGUGAAGAACAUCCAGACCAGCUUGGGUUAUGGGCCAGCUCUCUCAGCAGCCUUCCAGGCUUCAAUGGCAGAAAACAACAUACCUCUAUACACUACUGCUUCCAUUGGAAGUCCCACCCUCAACUCCCUGGCGAAUGCCAUCCGAGAGGAGAUGAACGGAGCGAUGGACCAUGGAAACAGCAACGGCAGUGACAGCAGUCCGGGACGCUCUCCCUUGCCAGCUAUGCAUCACAUUAAAGAGGAACCGUUGGACCCGGAGGACCACGAAGGCCCCCUCUCCCUUGUGAUGACGGCCAACCACAGUCCAGAUUUCGGUCACCACAGAGAUUACGAUGACGACCAGGGCCACGAUGACAUGCUGUAAGGCCAGGCCCCCAGAGGCAGAACUAACCUUAGUCAUCUGUGAGAUGCCACGACGUCACAGAUAACAGAUACAAGACUGCAGUCUCAGCCCUCUGAUGACAGCUAUCAAAUGUUUCCAAUUGACUUUUAGUGCCAUUAAAUACAUAGUGAAAAACACAAGAACGAGAAUACGUCUCACUUGGGAGUAUUUUUGAUUUAUAUCUACUUUUUGGUUUAAGUGAACGGAAAAAAAAGACAUUUCUACUCAACAUGCGUUGGAUGGACAUGUUUGGUACUGGGGACUUCUUGGUUAGUGUGGUGAUUUCAAAUCCAGGAUGGACUUGGACCUGCACUGUGCAGCCAGUAUGGACUGCAUGCAGCCCACUCAACCACACUGAGCACGGACUGCUGAGGGGUUCUCUGUCUUUUUCUCUCUCUCUCUCUCACACACACACACACACACACACACACACACACACACACACACACACACACACACACACACACACACACACACACACACACACACACACACACACACACACACACACACACACACACACACACACGUCCAUAAACUUAAGAGAUAUUGACUGACAUUUAAUUUACACUGUGUGUGUGUGUGUGUAUAUUUUGUUCAUUGUCACUGCCUUCAAAACUUCAUUGGUUUGCUUCCAUCUAGGGUGGGAGGGAUGUUUUGUGGUGUGUUUUGAGGGUGAGGGGUUUAAAAUCUAAAUGUAUGUCUUUUUCAUUGUACAAUGCUCUUUAUCGCUUUUGAUUUCUUUAACUGAUCAGACCUCAUGCCCGUGCUGUGGAGAUUCUGUAUGGUCAGCACUUGAUGAAUGCUUAUAUGAUUUCCUUUCAUGUUGUCUCCAUGUUGUUGUUUUUUACAUGAAGCAGAAUGUCAAAAUACCAAGUAGUAUUUUUCUGUCAUUUAUUCCACAUGCUUCAGAAUGCCACCUCCCUGACAUGUAGCCCCCCCCCCCCCCAUCCCCCCAUCCCCCCAAGCUCAUGAAGUCCAUCUGCAAUGCACUACUCGUAAUGAAGGCUCUCUCCACGCAUCAAUGAAGUUUAAUUUAAGAUGGGAAUGAAUGACAGAGAAAUCAUGCAGGUUAUGAUUUAUCCUCAUGAAAUGAUGUCUGAGAACAGCCCUUCACAGCAGUGCAUGUUAGCUGCAUCCACAUAUCUGAUCAUUCGCAAGCUCCCAGUUUUAGAAAGAAAAUGAAAUGCCAGGUGUGCAGGACAAAGAUGAUAUUUUAGACCAGAUAGUUGUGAUUCCCGAAGACAACUGUCAUCGUAGAUCAAACGUGUCUAGUUUUCCACACUGUCAUUUCACUCAUGGAGGGAUUGUUUGGCCAGGCUUGACAAUAUCAAAGUGCAUUCCCUAUAGUUGUCAUGUUUUUUACCAUAUGCAUGACCAGUUGGCUCUCUCAGUUCUGAGUGAUUAUUAAUAAUUACACACAUCAGAUUAAAUAUUAAUGUCCUUAAUUUCGGGAUAAUCCCAAAACGGGCAAUAAGACCUGAUCAUUGCUUCAUUCCGGUAUUUGUCAGCCAUGUUACGGCCCCAGACGCCCACCCUUCCACAAGCGAACUGAUGAUCUGGUACAGUCGGUAGUCAACAUCAGCAGAACCCAAUGACCAAGUCAGACUAGUGGUGUAGGCCCUGCGAUAGAGUGAAUGGGAUUGAUGCAGGGACUGUGGCGCUGUGAGGCUGAACACAAAUGGGCUUGAUCCUAGGUUUGGUAUAUUGAUAUGAAACGGAAUAUGCUCGGUCAAAGACUGACUUUUUAAAGACUGCAACCACUUUGCAUUUUUAUUUAUUAUUAUUAGUUCCGUUUUUAGUUUUACUUUUGUAUUUAGUUGUUGAUGUGUCGGAUAUCUUGUUCUGUGACUACCAAAGAUAAACUACAAAGUAAAAACGAUGUUCUCUGUUUCAUGCAAUAGCAGAUAAGGCCAAAUAUCCUCCAUUCUCUCACAUUGGAUGUGACAGGAUCUAUUGAUGGAGUAUAGUCUCAGCUUUGUCAAGCCAAUGGCUCAUUGAUUAGAGAGGGUGCUCCUCAAGCAGUCCGGACUGUCAUCACCUUUAAAGCCAAAGGGUUGUCAUGACGAGUACAGUAGCUGCAGGACUUUGCAGUGGCCAAAACCUCAAGGGAGAUGCAGAGUCAGACAAACAUUAUGACCAAAUUAGGGGUCUUUGGACCAAUGAGAGGGAAAGGGAUCACUCUGUCCAUCUAUCAGCAGCAGAUUACUGUGCAACAUAAGGGGGUGGAUAAAUGGAGAUGAUGAUAAUACCAAUGCUGAUUUACCAGUAGACAGGAGAGCUUUGCAGAGAACAAUGUGAAAAAGGAUUCUUUACUUCAACUGGACCACACAAUGAUUAAAUAUUUUGUUUGUUUUUUAUUCUUUAUGAAUUUGUACCCUUUCCAACGAUUGUAUGCCACUCUUUAGUGAGUCCUGCUAUCUUGACGGGAUUCUACUGUUCUCUGUUAACAUUGGCACGGCUUUAUGAUUGUGUUUAGUUUCUGUCAACGUAUUACUUUUUAUAUUAAAAAACACUCCUGUCAACUAAUAAGCUGGGUACAAGGUACUUUAUGGCAGUUAUUUGAACAUUUCAUCAUGCAUUUCCUAUUACUAAUGAAAAGGGCAAUCUGUGGUUUUCAGAAAAUGUAUUUAAUAUCCAAUAGCAGGCAGCUGUGGGAUGGGUCAGUAACAGCCGGACUGGGAUCGUGAGAACAACUCGAUCUCAUCCAAAGCCAGUCUUUUGCUGAUUUGCUUGGUAUUCUAAAGGGGGAAAAGCUGGUAGAUUAGAGCAUUCUCAGCAUGUGUAGCUUGACAUUACUAAAGAUAACAGCAUGAGAAAAAUUGUUAGUACACAGACCUCAGUUCAAACCUAUAGGGAAUGAUUAAAUUAAGAGAGAAAAAAUGUGUUUCACUCAGUUGCAUUUAGUUGUAUGUCUUGCAUGUGUAGUCUAAAACUGUAGUGAGUGAAAAAAUAUUUUUUAAAAGGCAAAAAAAAAAAAUGAUAAGAAUACAACAUUUGAGCUUGUUUAUCUUGAGGGUCUCGCAUCCUUUUUGCAAAAUCAAUCCAAACCUCAGGCCUUUUUUCAUGAAGAAAUCACCUAACUUUAUUUGAUCCCCUUUUUCACAGUCUAUUGUCAGUCGCUUGGUCGUGGGCUUUACAACAGUAGGUUGUUAGUAUAGCGCCUUGUGUCUUUUUCUUGUUGUUUUCUUUGCUUGUUUCUUUCAAAGAUCAAAAAAUUACAUGUGUGUUAUUCUUUUUGCUUUAUCACAACUGCUUUGUGUUAGCUAUAAAAAAAGCUUUGAAAUAUUGCUGUAUGUAUUGGAAUAGCAAACUGUACUGCAAAUGUAUUUUACUUAGUAAUCCUUGCUUUAAAACGUCAUACAUGCAGACAUCUGUGCGAGAUGGGCGGGGCAGGGUGGGGGAUUAUCCCAGAUUUUGGAUUUUAAACUGUAAAAUAGAAAACAGACUUUUUCUCUGUUAUCAUUGACCUAAGGAUUUUGUACAGAUUUUGUUCUUCCUUGUGUUAAGCUGUUUUUGAUACUUCCUUUUGAUGGUCCAACCACUGCCUUCUGUGGCUAUAUGUUAAACAUUAUUGCUCGGCGAAAGGGCAGACAGGUAUAUUUCCUCUACAAGACUGAGGUAUCUUGCAUGACUAAUUCCAGGGUCACAGAGAUGAGAAAUAAUAGUUAAGUGGUCAGUAAUAGUAUAAGGGUGUAUCAAUCUAAUGAUAUUUUAUAUGAAACUAAUAGGAAAAAUAAGAAAAAUAUGCAGUGCCAAGAUGUAGAGUAUUUGUUAAAUGCUUUGUUUUUAUUCCAGAGGAAUCGAUUAAUUCAUACGUACAUCAUCAGUGAUGUCAUCAUCAUCAGCCCAUCAUCAUUAGGUGAAAUACAUACCGUUUUUUUGUUAUAUUUUUAUCUCAACUGUUAUUUUUUCAUGAUAAGUAAAGCCAAGCACAUCAAGUAGCAGUCUUAAGUGGAGCACAAAGGUUAAAGGUUAAACGUUUGAUGUGAGUCGGACUGUACUUGUCCUUGAUAUACUGUAUGUUGAAUUUUGAACAAGAAAUAUCAACCCAAGUCGAGUAACCUUUUGACCUUGCUGUGCUCUGUGUAGGCCGCAUCAAAUUCCCCCUCAAGACACUUGUGGCCAUGCUAAUUUGCCACGGUUCCAUCAAUCAUGAUCCACCCCACUGUCGUUCACCACUGUGUUGUACCAUCAUCCUCUCAACUUGUGCUUCUGGCGGAGGGAGGGAGGGAAGAGGGUACAGCAGAGCAGCUGUCACGGUGCUUUAAUGCUUCAGCAGUUAGGUUAGUUUUCUGUUGAAGCUGUAGUCUGUAGUUUUCUGUUUUAUUAACUAAAUAUUCUGCUCAUCACCUCCAUCAUCAGUCUGUAAUCUCCUCAUCAUUCCUGGUCUGUCUGAUGCCGAGUAUUCUGUUGUACAGUCAGUCUCGAUAACUGACGUAAGCAUUCUAAAAAAUGCAAUAAAAUGCUGGUUGUUCA